This is a messenger RNA of Lucilia cuprina (Australian sheep blowfly), 528 nucleotides long. RefSeq lists its product as uncharacterized. Bases 1 to 528 code for a protein of 175 amino acids. The record is from RefSeq and is a predicted model, not a curated record. The transcript has a single exon. NCBI's taxonomy places the organism in Eukaryota, Metazoa, Arthropoda, Insecta, Diptera, Calliphoridae.
AUGACACCUGGUAGUGGGGGCAGUAGCAGUAGUAGUGCUGGUGGUGGCGGCGGUGGAGGUGGUGGUAGUAGUGGAGGUACCUCAACUAUUCGUACCACAACAACAACGAAAAAACCUGCCAACCGUAUUUUUGAUUACGUUGACUACGAUGAAGGACGUAAAUAUCCCGAAAAUCAUGAUUACUAUUUGGAAAAUGAUCAAUAUAAUGUCUAUCCAAAUGAAGUAAACAUCACUCACUCCUAUGCAGAAAAUUACAAUAUGUCUCAUGAAUAUGAUCAAACAUCGAACUAUGAGCAAAACUCAGCUGAGUAUGAUCAUGAUAAUGAAGAAAAAAGUCAAUCUGAAGUACCAGAAGUUAGCAAUGAUUUAGAACAACAACAAACUGAAAGUACAUCGGAUGCAGAAAGCUCUUAUGAGCACAGUGACUAUAAUAGUAAUGAAGAUUUUAAUGAAAAUGAUCAAACAGCAGCGGCUCGUUUUAAUAAGGCUGUUCAAGAUACAAAACGUUCAAAAGGUCAUCAUAAAUAA